Messenger RNA from Dissoconium aciculare CBS 342.82, 2043 nucleotides. RefSeq lists its product as uncharacterized. The record is from RefSeq and is a predicted model, not a curated record. The coding region runs from base 1 to 2043 and encodes 680 amino acids. The transcript has 4 exons. Gene Ontology annotation, cellular component: phagophore assembly site; TRAPPIII protein complex; cytoplasmic vesicle. Gene Ontology annotation, biological process: protein localization to phagophore assembly site; endoplasmic reticulum to Golgi vesicle-mediated transport. Lineage: Eukaryota; Fungi; Ascomycota; Dothideomycetes; Mycosphaerellales; Dissoconiaceae.
AUGGCGGAAAAUUUGACGGAUCUGAUCUUGCGCGCAUUCUCGCCGCACGUGUCAGUGCUGGCAUCAGCCGAUACAGAAGAGCUCAUAAGGCACAAAGGGAUCAAUGGUGGCUUGUUGGAAUUGCUUCGGCCAUUUGGUGAACAUGUCCAAGGCAAGGUCACGGUCCGUGACAGUGGAGGCGUGAGCCGGUCGUGGGAGGACUUUUCAGUCCGCUUCAUUGGCGCAAAGGAUGGGCUUGAGCCUCCCCGUUCAGGAGAUCGAAGGACAAGGUUACGUACGGGUGGUGAUGUCCCUCAGAUUGAGGAGCUCGUGGAGCGACACCUGACUUUUUCUGAGGAGAGCUCCGGACCGGUCGAGGUGGAUUACAUCAACUCCCAAGACGCGGUUGUGGCCGACCCGAACGCCAUCUCUCCUUUUUAUGCGCUGUAUAUCCGCAGGUUAUUAUCUGGCCUGCCAAUGGUUCCAUCGGAAACGUUUUCUCAUCCUGUCGCGGCGGUUAUUGCCAUUUCAUCACGAUCGCCAGCUCCUAUUGAGGAGUUACGAAGCCUCUACGACUCAUCGAACAGCGGUGACCGCCGCCUACCACAAUGGGUGCACAAUGAAUUCUUACGAUAUUAUGUGCUGAUUCAUGAUGAAGAUUAUGACGACAUCACCAAGUCUAUGGCAUUAUACGAUCAAAUGAAGCGACAUUUCGGCCUUCACUGCCACCUGUUACGACUUCGCAGCACGCAAUCCGUGCCUUCCGACGAUGACAGCAUAAAACUUCCAAAUUGUGAAUGGAUUUCUGCAAGUGAGGAGCUUUCAGAAAUUGUGCGCCGAGAAGCAGACGAAGACGACGAAGAUCCUACACCGUACAUAUUCGAAUCGGAUGCAUCUGCCUUGCGAGCAUUUGUGCGAGAAAUGGUCACGCAGUCGAUCAUUCCAGCCAUGGAGCGGGCAUCCGCCACGUGGAAUGACCAGGUCGCAUCACGACGUCGUGGUCUGAGUGGCCGCUUCAUCACGCUGUCCAAGCGAUUUACGGGUUUCAGUAGUCGUGCUGCAAACGUGCCAGCUUUGUCAGGCGGUGGCAACAAUUACGACUCGCUUCAAGGUUUCUACCGCCCUGAUGCCCCCGAGGCGAUCAUGCGCAAGCUUGCCGAUUACGCCAUGAUGAUCCGUGACUUCAAACUCGCCCAGAGCGUUUAUGAGAUCCUGGUUCAGGAUUUCAAGAGUGACAAAGCAUGGCGCCAUCUCGCUGCUGCUAAUGAGAUGGCUGCCGUAAGCACGCUUCUCGCGCUCACCGGCAAUCUUAGCAGUAAGGUGCGCAUCGAAACCAUCGACAGUUAUAUCGAGACAGCAUAUUAUUCCUACUUGAACCGCGUGACGGCGCCAUACAAUGCGCUCCGCACGUUAAUACUCAGCCUCGAACUCCUUCGACUUCGCGGAGGCAGUGCCGUCGACGACGCCGCCCGCUGGUCGAACAAGAUUCUCGACGAUCGCUUGGUAGGACCCAUCGGCCAUGUGCUCAUCAUGGAGCGCAUCGCAACCUGCUUCGCCGAACGGAAAGGCGUCGGCGCUCUUCAAAGUGGCAAUCGGCAGAGAAAAGCCGCUUUUUGGAAUCUCCUAGCCACUGAUGCCUGGCUACAGCUGGGCAAAGCCGCGCAAGCCGAAAAACGACUCGCCGAAGCGCGCAGACUCUAUGCCAGAACAGCAAACAACGCGGCCAAGGGCGCAGAACAACACUCGACCACGCCCACCCGCGACCCGCUCCUCGACGAACCCAUCCAAGAAGACACAGAGCAGCUCGGCCCACCCUCUCCGACCGCCACCAUCACCGCCGCAUACCGUCGGAGCCUCCUCGGCGCUGCGCCUCAGGCGCCUCUACUGCAGCAACCUCAACCUCCCCGGCCGCCGCCCCCGCCGUCCGUGCCCUCGAGUCUCGAUCCGCUGGGUGUCAUCGCGAAUGCAUCAGCUGACGGAUCCGCACCGCUUCCGCCGCCGGCUUCAUCGACGGCGAGUCCGAGCAAGGAGAAGCGGGACCCGCGCGCGGAAGGGUUCGAGUGA